Chanos chanos (milkfish) is the source of this 1272-nucleotide messenger RNA. RefSeq names its product l-isoaspartyl protein carboxyl methyltransferase, like (gene pcmtl). NCBI's taxonomy places the organism in Eukaryota, Metazoa, Chordata, Actinopteri, Gonorynchiformes, Chanidae. Gene Ontology annotation, molecular function: protein-L-isoaspartate (D-aspartate) O-methyltransferase activity. The transcript is spliced from 8 exons. Gene Ontology annotation, biological process: protein modification process. Gene Ontology annotation, cellular component: cytoplasm. The record is from RefSeq and is a predicted model, not a curated record. Bases 15 to 788 code for a protein of 257 amino acids.
GUCGUGGUCAGGAGAUGCAAUCUUUGCUUCGACUGGCAGCAGUGGCAGUCCCUAUGGGUUUGCUGCUCUCCAGAACCAUGGCAUGGAUAUCCAGCGGCAAAACCCAUGCAGAACUUAUUAGCCGUUUACGAGAUCACGGAGUGAUACGUAGUGACCGAGUCUUUAAUGCAAUGCUUGCUACUGAUCGUGGGAUUUAUUCGAAAGACUACCCCUAUGCAGAUUCGCCUCAGUCCAUUGGUUACAAGGCCACCAUCAGUGCCCCGCACAUGCACGCUCAUGCUUUGGAGGUUCUCGGUGACAAGUUGACAGAGGGAUCAUCCGCGUUAGACGUGGGCUCGGGAAGUGGUUAUCUCACUGCUUGUUUUGCUAGGAUGGUAGGACCAUCUGGAAAAGUGGUGGGCAUUGAACACAUUGAUGAGCUUGUCCAGAGGUCUCUAAGGAAUGUCCAGGCCGAUGACCCAGAGCUGCUGUCCUCUGGACGGAUUAAACUAGUGGUGGGAGACGGACGGUUAGGAUACCCAGAGGGCGCUCCCUACGAUGCCAUUCAUGUAGGAGCAGCAGCACCCACAGUUCCCAAAGCUCUUCUGGAGCAGUUGAAGCCAGGUGGGAGGCUGGUUCUGCCGGUGGGUCCAGAGGGCGAGAGCCAAGUUCUAGAGCAAUAUGAUCGACAGAACGAUGGUACUUUCCUUAAGAAAGCUCUAAUGGGCGUGGUCUACGUUCCACUAACAGAUAAACAGCGGCAAUGGCCGGGGAGGUGGCGCUGGUGCUGCAGUUCAGGAAGCCCAUAGGCCCUUGUCCUCAGCCUGCUGCUUAGCAACCCACCUGUCAGCCCCCACCUCCUUCUGCACAUCUUACUGACUCAAACUGGUCUUCAGUUACACUAGUGCCUAGGUGUCGCGGACAAAUGAUGGCUAUAGUCAAAGAGUGUGAGGGCUUUGCUUUUUCUCACACUGGGGUUUGUUUAAAGGCGAAAAUUAUAAACAACAGUAAUAAUCUCGGUGUGUGUGUGUGUCACAAGCUUUCAUUUCAUAAUGGACUUAAAGCUACACAGAUGAAUUGAAAUUCACAAGUGUAAUAAGUGCUGUGAACUAACAGGGGAAAAGGGUAAUUGUCUGAUUAAUUGCUCGAUUGAUCGAAGAACCAGAGUAAGUGAUUCAUUAGUGAAUCAGUUGAUCGAGAUGUACAUUCUGUUUGUAACAGUUGUGUUUAUAUGAGCGUGUAAUGUAUGGAAGCUUGGAACAGUAUGACUGUAUAAUUUCAUUGUUUAAUAAA